This is a messenger RNA of Miscanthus lutarioriparius, 1860 nucleotides long. The record is from the annotation of a GenBank genome assembly. NCBI's taxonomy places the organism in Eukaryota, Viridiplantae, Streptophyta, Magnoliopsida, Poales, Poaceae.
AUGCCGAAGCACUACCGUCCUGCGGGUAAGAAGAAGGAGGGGAAUGCCGCAAAGUACAUCACGAGGACCAAGGCGGUCAACUACCUGCAAGUUAGCCUCGCAAUCUUCAGGAAGCUAUGCAUUCUAAAGGGUGUCUUUCCGCGGCAGCCAAAGAAGAAGGUGGAAGGGAACCACAAGACCUACUACCACACGAAGGAUAUUGCAUUCCUUGCUCAUGACCCUUUGAUCGAGAAGUUCAGGGAGAUUAAGGUCCAUCGAAGGAAGGUUAAAAAGGCUGUUGCUAAGAAAAACAGGGAUCUCGCAGACAGGCUGUUGAAUCGGCCACCAACUUACAAGCUUGAUAGGCUUGUCCUUGAAAGGUAUCCAACAUUUGUUGAUGCUCUUCGUGACUUGGAUGACUGCCUUACAAUGGUGCAUCUGUUUGCGGCAUUACCUGCUGUUGAUGGUGAACGUGUUGAAGUCAAACGAAUCCAUAACUGCCGCAGGUUAAGCCAUGAAUGGCAAGCAUUCAUAUCCCGAACUCAUUCCCUGAGAAAGACAUUUAUUUCCGUGAAGGGCAUAUGUUACCAGGCCGAAGUUCAAGGACAAAAGAUCACCUGGCUAACUCCUCAUGCUCUUCAGCAAUUAUUAACCGAUGAUGUUGAUUUCAAUGUGAUGCUCUCUUUUCUAGAAUUCUACGAGACUCUUCUAGGAUUUGUGAACUUCAAGCUCUAUCAUUCAAUAAAUGUAAAUUAUCCUCCUAUUCUGGAUCCACGUCUGGAAGCUUUAGCUGCUGAGCUAUAUGCAUUGUGCAGAUACAUGUCUGCUGGUUCCAGAAGAAUGAUUGGGAAUUCACAAUCUGACGAAGUUAUGGAGGAUAAGGACGAGAAGACUAAAGCUGAUGGAGUAAUUGAGGAAGAGAAGGAUGUGAAGAAUAAAGCAAGCUCAAAAGCAGAUGAAUCUGAGCUCAGAUUAGCACAGCUUCAACAUCAGCUCCCAACUAAUGAACCUGGUGCACUGAUGAAUCUUGUAGAAGAAUCGACUGCUGAUGAUGCAGAUGACGACGAUACUAAAGAAUGUAAAGGUUUAUUUAAGAACUUAAAGUUCUACUUGAGUCGGGAGGUGCCUAGGGAGUCCCUAUUAUUUAUUAUCGCAGCAUUUGGAGGGACUGUUUCAUGGGAAGGAGAAGGAGCUCCGUUUAAAGAAGAAGAUGAUGAUAUCACUCACCAGAUUGUUGAUAGGCCGACACAAAGCCAUGUUUUCCUCUCCAGGGAGUAUGUUCAACCACAGUGGGUCUUUGAUUGUGUAAACGCUCGUAUCAUAUUGCCGACAGAAGGUUAUCUUGUUGGAAGAGUACCUCCACCACAUUUGUCUCCUUUUGUGGACAAUGAUGCUGAGGGCUACAUUCCUGAGUAUGCAGAGACAAUAAAGAGGCUGCAAGCUGCUGUUCGCAAUGAGGUCUUGCCUCUUCCAGGUAUUGGUGAUGAAGAUCUAGACAAUUCAUUGGUAGCAGCAAUGAUGGAUCGAACAGAAUCUAACGAAGCUGCUGAAAAGAAGAGGAAGUUGGAGAUGCUAGAGAAGCAAUACCAUGAUGAACUGAAGAUGGAAAUUGAUGGUGUUGCUUUCUCUAGUCUGUCAAAUAAGGAAGGAGAUAAAUCACCAGAUGCCAAAGAUGAUACUCAGUCAGAUCGCGAGGAGGAUGCCAGUAAACAAGAGGAGAAGGAUGAUGAUGACAUUGGUACUGCUCUCAUGUCUCGCAGGCAGAGAGGCCUUUAUAAAGCUAUGAAGAUGGGCAAAGAAAAGAAAAAAGAGAAAAUUGAGCUACUUAAGAAGAGAAAAAAGACCGUGGAUUCUAGUGCUUCUUCGAAGAAGCGUCACUGA